This is a messenger RNA of Condylura cristata (star-nosed mole), 1194 nucleotides long. RefSeq names its product lipase member K. The record is from RefSeq and is a predicted model, not a curated record. Gene Ontology annotation, cellular component: intracellular membrane-bounded organelle. The transcript is spliced from 9 exons. Gene Ontology annotation, molecular function: hydrolase activity, acting on ester bonds. Bases 1 to 1194 code for a protein of 397 amino acids. NCBI's taxonomy places the organism in Eukaryota, Metazoa, Chordata, Mammalia, Eulipotyphla, Talpidae.
AUGUGGCAGCUUUUAGCAGUAACAUGCUGGGUGUUCCUUCUUGGACCUAUACAUUGUACUCACAAGGAAAGAAGCAAGACAAAUCCUGAAGCUAAUAUGAAUAUUAGUCAGAUUAUUUCCUACUGGGGUUAUCCUUAUGAACAGUAUGAUGUUGUGACAACAGAUGGUUAUGUCCUUGGAAUUUACAGGAUUCCUCAUGGAAGAGGGUGUUCAAGAAAAACAGAUCCAAAGCCUGUUGUGUACUUGCAGCAUGGCUUGAUGACCUCUUCCAGUUGCUGGAUCUCCAACCUGCCCAACAACAGCUUGGCCUUCUUUCUGGCAGAUGCUGGUUAUGAUGUGUGGAUGGGAAACAGCCGGGGAAACACCUGGUCUAGAAAACACUUGAAAUUUUCACCUAAGUCACUAGAAUACUGGGCCUUUAGUCUGGAUGAGAUGGCUAAAUACGACCUUCCAGCCACAAUCAAUUUUAUCAUAGAGAAAACUGGACAGGAGCAACUCUACUAUGUGGGCCAUUCCCAGGGCACCACAAUUGCUUUCAUAGCAUUCUCUACAAAUCCAGAGCUGGCUGAAAGAAUUAAGCUAUUUUUUGCAUUAGCCCCAGUUGUUACAGUAAAAUACUCUUAUAGUCCUAUGAGAAAAUUAACCACUCUUUCCAGAAAAGUAAUCAAGGGAUUAUUUGGUGACAAGAUGUUCAGACCUCAUACAUUUUUUGACCAAUUCUUUGCUACCAAGUUCUGCAGCAAGAAGCUAUUUCAUCACAUGUGCAGCAACUUCCUAUUUAAUGUGGGUGGAUAUGAUGCAAACAACUUAAACAUGAGUCGCUUGGAUGUUUAUUGGGCACACAGCAGUGCAGGAACAUCUGUUCAAAAUAUGUUGCACUGGGCCCAGGCUGUUAACUCUGGUCAGUUCCAAGCUUUUGAUUGGGGAAAUCCUGAUCAGAACAUGAAGCACUUCCACCAGCUUACACCUCCCAUAUACAACGUCACUAAAAUGGAAGUUCCAAUAGCUGUGUGGAGUGGGCAACAGGAUCCAAUUGCUGAUCCCAAGGACAUUGAUAAUUUGCUCCCUAAACUUUCCAGGCUUAUUUAUUACAAGUUAAUCCCACACUACAAUCAUUUGGAUUUUUACCUUGGAAUGGAUGCACCCCAGGAAAUUUACCAAGACCUCAUUAGAUUAAUGGUGGAAUAUUUGUAA